Messenger RNA from Nematocida minor, 1755 nucleotides. RefSeq lists its product as uncharacterized. The transcript has a single exon. The record is from RefSeq and is a predicted model, not a curated record. NCBI's taxonomy places the organism in Eukaryota, Fungi, Microsporidia. The coding region runs from base 1 to 1755 and encodes 584 amino acids.
AUGGAUGAAUUUCGUGAAAACUUAAAGAUAGCAGAAGGCAUGGAAGAAGAGAUCGCCCGCAUCAACAAAAUCCAGGAAGAAAUAGAUAGAGUAAACAAAGAGAUAGGCGAGCUGCAGAAGAAAGAGAAAGAAAUAAAAACACAGCCAGAUAGAAUAGAGGCGUACAAAAAAAGACUGGCGAAGCUGCAGGAAGAAAUCGAAAAACAAAACGCAAUAACAAAAAAAAUAGAAACACCAGACGAAAUUCUAAAGCUGUCCAAGAUGGUAAGCCAGAAAGAGCUGGCAACAAAGGUGCUCGAGUAUUUCAACACGCUCUACAGCGAAAAGAGCACAGUACUGAGCAUAAACCAGGUCAAGAUCAAAGUAAACUACAUUGAGAUAUCACUGGUGUACAAUGAGCUACUGCAAACAGUCAACAGUCUGCUUCCAUCGCACUCGAAUGUCUACAUAAAGACCGUGUCAAAGCUAGUCUCCGAUUACAUUCUGCUGUACAGCACUGCAAUAAGUGCCAUAGCUGAUAAUGCACUGAUUAUAAUAACGUAUGCAGUGAGCAAAAAAACAGAGCUGUCUGAGAGCGAGAUACAGGAGAAGAUAGUGGGCGAUCUGCUCAAAGAGAGCAAAGAGUCUGUCGAAAACCUUACAGACAAAAAACUGUACGAAAACAUUUCCAAGCUGGCAGUCUACGAAGACAUACUGGUAGAAGUAAAAAAAAGAAUACAAGCUGAUUUGCUCAAAAUAUCUUUAAAACAGCUGAAUAGGUACAACAACGAGGUGUUCUAUGGGACCAUAUACCACAUUGAAGACAUAGACAAAUGGAUGUGUGAUAAUUUAGUGAUAAAGAUAGACGAGCCCGCAGAGAGCGUGCAAAUAACAGAGUCCGAACAAAGAGAGAUAUUCAGCGGAAAGGCUGCACAGCACAACUCGGUUCUUGAUCUACUCGCAGAGAGCAUGAAAAAACAAAAGAUCUCGAAGAUAUCAAAAGGAUUCCACAGGAUAGUGAAAAUAAUCAGGAACAUAGAGCACACCGAAAGAUCAAAGAACGAAAAAAUACACCCCGUGAUUGUAGAAAAAAUACAUAAAUUCUUUAAAAGGCCGUCUGAGAAAGUUGGCGUAGAGGGCGUUCUAAGCGCAUCCCUACGGCUUGCAGAUGCACAAGCCAUGCUAGGAAUAAUAAUGCUGUCCAAAGACAAAAAGAGCGCAGAAACAGGAGCCAAUCACAUAUCCAGAAUGCUUGGACAGAUCGAAGAGCAUUUUAUCGAUGUGGUGGAGGAGGCAUUUGCUGACAUAAUAUCUUGUUCCGAAGCAGGAAGCAUCAAUUUCCUAAACAGGAAUGUCCUGGAUAAGAUAGAAAAUGCAAACAAUGACUUUAUAGAAACAACGACAGACAUAUUCACUGAUACAUUCCUAGCGCACAUUAAAACCAUGUUCUAUAGCAGGCUGCUGAGCAGUGCAUACCAUGCGGUGGAGACAACUCUCGAAGAUCUUCCAGCAGAAGACUGGAAAAACAUUCUUUCUCUUUUGUUGCGAAUAGUCAAACCGCACAAGCAGUUUAUAGACUACUAUCCUUACAUUGAAGCAAUCUACCGCAUUCUGCUAUUUGAUGGAUCAGCCACAGAGUUUCUCAAGGCGUACAAUGAAACCGGUUUUCCUCUGCCUAAUGAUCUGAUUCAAGAGCUGGUUGUGUACUCAUUUAAAGACCCAAGGGUGGCCCGAAACGUUCUAAACAAUCUUGAAAAACAGCAGAAGAAAGAAUAG